Phoenix dactylifera (date palm) is the source of this 1837-nucleotide messenger RNA. Its product is annotated as serine/threonine-protein kinase STY13. Gene Ontology annotation, biological process: signal transduction; protein phosphorylation. Gene Ontology annotation, molecular function: ATP binding; protein kinase activity. Gene Ontology annotation, cellular component: cytoplasm. The record is from RefSeq and is a predicted model, not a curated record. NCBI's taxonomy places the organism in Eukaryota, Viridiplantae, Streptophyta, Magnoliopsida, Arecales, Arecaceae.
GGUUAAUUAAGGAGGCUCAAAGACGCCGGUGGGAACGGCAAGCAGCAACGACUAAACUCUUCCUCCGCUUACUCCUCCUCGUCUCUCCCGUCUCCAAGAGAGGGGAAGAAGGAGUUCUCCUAAUCCCUCGCCGAUCCCCAUUCGUCCCUUCUUUACCCGCCGAUUUCCGCCCUGGGCGACGAGAUCCCGCUCCGGGUCCCUUGCCCCUCGCGUCGCGUCGAAGGAAUCCCUCCCGAUCGAGCUCUGAGGCUGGCGGGAGUUCAGAUGCCACAGAGUGCGCGAGGUUUGGAGCUGUGAGCAUCUGAAAGUUCAGCUGGAUCAGAGAUGGUGGAAGGCCCGAAAUUUACUGGACUCAUGGGCGGCGGCGGUGGAAACGACAACGGGAACAACUUCUAUGACAUGGCAUACUACCGAAAGCUCGGGGAGGGCUCCAACAUGUCCAUAGAAAGUGGAAAUAGCCUACAGACUACCAAUGGUGGAGGGUCCAUUGCGAUGUCAGUGGACAACAGCAGUGUGGGGUCGAGUGACUCCCAUACUGGCAUCCUCAACCAUCCUGGACUUCGUCCCAUGCCCUCCGCUAAUUAUUCUGUGAAUCACAGCAGACACCCUGGAAAGGUGUCUCAUGCGCUCAAUGAGGAUGCACUGGCCAAGGCAUUGAUGGACCCCCAUUCCCCGACGGAGACACUCAAGGAUUAUGAUGAGUGGACCAUCGAUCUGGGGAAGCUCAACAUGGGAAUGCCCUUUGCGCAGGGGGCCUUUGGAAAACUUUACAAGGGCACCUACAAUGGAGAAGAUGUUGCCAUUAAGCUGCUAGAAAGGCCAGAGAAUGACCCAGAAAGAGAGAGGUUGAUGGAGCAGCAGUUUGUGCAGGAGGUCAUGAUGCUGGCAAACCUGAGGCAUCCAAAUGUGGUUAGGUUUAUAGGCGCAUGCAGGAAGCCGAUGGUUUGGUGCAUCGUGACUGAGUAUGCAAGGGGUGGCUCAGUUCGGCAGUUCCUGAUGAAGAGGCAGAACAGAUCGGUGCCACUGAGGCUGGCUGUCAAACAAGCACUGGAUGUUGCCAGGGGAAUGGCCUAUGUGCACGGACUGGGCUUUAUUCACAGGGAUCUCAAGUCAGACAACCUUCUCAUUUUUGCAGACAAAUCCAUCAAGAUUGCUGACUUUGGAGUGGCUCGGAUUGAGGUGCAAACUGAGGGAAUGACUCCAGAGACUGGAACUUACCGCUGGAUGGCUCCGGAAAUGAUCCAGCACAGACCUUACAAUCAAAAAGUUGAUGUCUAUAGCUUUGGUAUCGUCCUGUGGGAGCUUAUAACUGGUAUGCUUCCCUUCCAGAACAUGACAGCUGUUCAGGCAGCAUUUGCUGUUGUCAACAAGGGUGUGCGUCCAAUCAUACCGCAAGAUUGCCUCCCUGCACUCGCUGAGAUAAUGACCCGCUGCUGGGAUGCAAACCCUGACGUACGCCCCACUUUUGCUGAGGUUGUCAGAAUGCUGGAGAGUGCCGAGAUGGAGAUUGUCAACUCUGUCCGCAAGGCCCGCUUCCGUUGCUGCAUUUCCCAGCCGAUGACCAUGGACUGAAGCCGGAUGGAUGUUGAGAGGCAGAGAAGGCGAGGCAGCCUCAGUGUAUUUAGCAUAUUAAAUGACUGAUCGCGGAAAGUAGGAAAUUUGUUGUGUAUGUGGGUUUUAGUUGUUUUACCUUUACAAAAGGUUACCCUUUAUAUUUACUUCAGUUUCUUUCUUGUUGGAUGCUCUGUUGUAUUAAGUUCCAUAGUUUAUUUCGUCUUGGUUAAACCUGGGUGCUCCCAUCUUCUUACAGGUACACACGGAAGAAAGAUUCGUUUGA